Messenger RNA from Syngnathus typhle (broad-nosed pipefish), 1396 nucleotides. RefSeq names its product opioid receptor, kappa 1 (gene oprk1). The transcript is spliced from 3 exons. NCBI's taxonomy places the organism in Eukaryota, Metazoa, Chordata, Actinopteri, Syngnathiformes, Syngnathidae. Bases 1 to 1158 code for a protein of 385 amino acids. Gene Ontology annotation, molecular function: dynorphin receptor activity; neuropeptide binding. Gene Ontology annotation, cellular component: membrane; neuron projection. Gene Ontology annotation, biological process: neuropeptide signaling pathway; G protein-coupled opioid receptor signaling pathway; sensory perception of pain. The record is from RefSeq and is a predicted model, not a curated record.
AUGGAGACCGGCGUGGUGCACAUCCAACGAGGAGCUGCACCGGAGGAAAUGUGUCCCUGGGAGGGGAAAGGAGAGGCGACGGCUGGGGGGUGCACCUUGCCCACAUCCACCGCCUCCUCCUCGGCCUUGGACGCCUUCAACGGGACAUGGGAAGGCGAGGCCGACGACGGCGAGCCCAUGUCACCCAUCAUCCCCGUCAUCGUGGCCGUGUACUCGCUGGUGUUCGUGGUGGGCCUGGUGGGCAACUGCUUGGUCAUGUACGUCAUCAUCAGGUACACCAAGAUGAAGACGGCCACCAACAUCUACAUCCUAAACCUGGCGGUGGCGGACGCGCUGGUGACCAGCACAAUGCCCUUCCAGAGCACCGACUACCUUCUCAGCUCUUGGCCUUUCGGCGAGGUGGCGUGCAAGGUGUUCAUCUCCAUCGAUUACUACAACAUGUUCAUUAGCAUCUUCACGCUCACCAUGAUGAGCGUGGACCGUUACGUGGCCGUGUGCCACCCCGUCAAGGCCCUGGACUUCCGCACGCCUGUCAAGGCCAAAGUCAUCAACGUGCUCAUCUGGGUGCUGUCAUCCGCCGCCGGCGUGCCCGCUAUGAUCCUGGGCAGCACAAAGACCAACAAUGGGACAACGGAAUGUGCUCUCCAGUUCCCAGAGCCGUACAGCUACUGGGACACGCUGAUGAAGAUCUGCGUGUUCAUCUUCGCCUUCGUGGUGCCCGUCAUCAUCAUCAGCGUGUGUUACACGCUGAUGAUCCUGCGCCUCAAGAGCGUCCGCCUCUUGUCGGGCUCGCGCGAGAAGGACCGUAACCUGCGACGCAUCGCUCGCCUGGUCCUGGUGGUGGUAGCCGUUUUUGUGGUGUGCUGGACCCCCAUCCACAUCUUCAUCCUGGUCAAGGCUCUGUCGCCCCACGUGCCCGAGACCACGCCGGUCAUGGCCGCCUACUUCUUCUGCGUAGCGCUGGGCUACACCAACAGCAGCCUCAACCCCAUCCUCUACGCAUUCCUGGACGAGAACUUUAAGAAAUGCUUCCGGGACUUCUGCUGCCGCGGCGCCCGGAGGGACUGCCAGGGGGUGAGCCGGGUAAGGAGCACUCUGAGGGACCACUCGUGUCCCCCGGACAACCGCGGCGGCCCCAGGCAGGCCAGGCCCGUAUGACUAGCCAUGGACAUGUCCUCUGUGCCGGAACUAGAGGACUCCAAUGAUUUGUGCUUGACGCAGGUCACCACCGCUGUCUGAACCUCAUCUGUGAAGACAUGGUGGUCUGCUUGUGACGACACCAUGGUCCUAAUGUCACCGUGCUAAUUGUGGUGUCACCAGUGUGGUCCUAAACUUGUGAUACAAACCGUGUUGAUGAUGUCACCAUGGUGGUCCACUCAUUGCGACACAUCGUAGU